Messenger RNA from Orbicella faveolata, 1853 nucleotides. RefSeq lists its product as uncharacterized. Gene Ontology annotation, biological process: positive regulation of transcription by RNA polymerase II. Gene Ontology annotation, cellular component: nucleus. The record is from RefSeq and is a predicted model, not a curated record. Lineage: Eukaryota; Metazoa; Cnidaria; Anthozoa; Scleractinia; Merulinidae.
UUAAAUAACAGAUUGUUUUAUUCUUUUGUCGUGAUAUGAUCAAGGGGCAUUCAGUCUCCAUGUAUGAAAGUUUGCGCCAGGCUAGCAAGUGGGAAAUUGUUUACGACCGCUGUAUAUCCUAGCUACACCUGUCCAGGCCACUCUCGAGGCCUAUAAUAACUCAACCAGCGCAAGAUUCUUCAGUUCAUUUUAAACCAAAGUUAGCGCACGAUCGCCGGAGCCUUAAUCAUACACCAAGAGUAUCCCAGAGUUCGGACUGACAUCUAUCUACAGAGAUCCACAUAUCAAGCCUACAGCCACAAAAAUCAAGAAUGCCUCGCUCAUUUUUAAUCAAAAAGAAGGAAUUCAAGAAAAACAAUAUCACUUACUUUGACAACACCGAGGAUACCCCACCAACUGUAGCAUCUUCACAAGCUGAACUGUAUCGUCUCACAGCGCCUUAUGCCCAACCCCUAGUUAUGCCAAACAACGAACCGCAUGUCAUCAACACAAGCAAGGAAUAUAACGGACAGAACGGCUUUCAUGGUGAUAGUGAAAAAAGAAUGAACGCGUGGAAUAGGGAGGAGCGUCCUGAUAGCGAACGCUUGGCGGAUUUUGCGGCCAUUAAAGAAGAAAAGGAAACGGAUUCCACGGGAAACGAAAAACCUUACACGUGCCAGCACUGCAGUAAAGUGUUCACCCGCUCGUGGAAUUUCCAACGCCAUGUUCUCAUCCACACGGGCCAGAAGCCAUACAAGUGCCAGAAAUGCCCGAAGGCUUUCGCCCUAGCGGCGCACCUGAAGAUCCACAACCGAAUUCACACCGGCGAAAAGCCGUACACCUGUAAUAUCUGCUGCCGUGGAUUCGCUCAGCUGACCAAUUUACAGAGACACAUCCUGACACACACGGGCGAGAAACCACACAAGUGCCAGUACUGUCCCAAGGCGUUCGUAAGCUCGAGCGAUCUGCGAAGACACGUCCGUAUCCACACAGGCGAGCGCCCAUACAAGUGCAAACAGUGCUCCAAAGCCUUCACUACCUCUGGCAACCUCCAAUCGCACAUUCUGACCCACACUGGGGAAAAACCGUACAAGUGUAACAUCUGCAACUGGAAAUUCAUCAGCUCGAGUAAUCUACGCACGCAUAUUCGAAUUCAUCACGCCUACUAUCUGGAGAAAUCAAAUUCGAAUCACCAUCGCCCCGAGCAGCAAAACGCCCGCAUGCCCCCUGACACGGCCACAGAGCAAAUGAGAGAGAACAUGCCGUUCAAAAAUCUUCUUGAAUCACAAAGGGAACAAGUCUUUUACUGACUUUAACCGCCUGGACUUUGAAGAUGUUUUCCGUAAUUUUGAGUUUACGGGCACGCACGAAAACGCAAGUAUUAAGUAGCGCGUGUUUUGUAAGAGUGCCAAAUGAUUACUAGAGAAGUAUUGGGCUAUGAAUUAGUCAAUUCGAGUUAAAUGAAACGCUUUGAGAAAAAGAACCUUAUUAAGGAGAGCUAAUAUAAAUAACAGUGUAUUUAUGUAAAACAAUAUGUUAAAAAAGUAACUUUUGAUAUUCAAAAAUGUACAAGAAGUUAUGUAAGCGAGAAUAUAUUUGAAGGACAAAGAGCUAGAAAGAUCCAAGUGUGGUUAUAUUUUGUGAAAUAGAGUAUAUUGUUAUUUUCAGAGCCUUUUACCAAAGAGAAGUAAUUAAAAGUCAGAAAUUUUCACUACAUAAUGGUGUGCAGACGAGAAAAACGUCACGUCUAUUAAGUGUUUAACUCACAGGUGGCUGCAUGUUUUAGCUGCGAACCACCGCAACCAUUGUUAUAGAACCUUCUGCAUAGAUAUGGAGUGGCGCCCAAUGCUGGCUCAUUAAAAAGUCUGUUACGC